AUGGACCAGACGUAUGCAGAGAUAGAAAACGCGUACGCACAAAUCACGACACUUUCUCCAAUCAUGACAACUCCGAAAAGUCGUCAUCACAAUUUCCAUCAGAAUCAGUUACGGAAGAGUCGACAUUUGAGAGAACAAUUCGACAGCAGACUUCCGAUUGAAUACCGAUAUCCAAAAAGAAACAGCAUGACGUCAUCUUCGUCUACAAGACAACGAAGUCUGGUGAGCAAAGGUUCUUCGUCUGGAUACUCAUCUUCCGGAAGUACAUCAUCAAUUGCAACUGUUGUCAAUGGACCAAAACCUUAUCGAUCGAAAAGAGAUGAUGUGGAUGAGUUCAGGAAAGAAUCAAUCAGUGAACAACAAAUCACAGAGGAGAAAAUUGAGGUAUUAACAGUGAUAAACAAACAAGAAAUAGUCGAGAAAAACGAGGAUGUUGAAGUGGAGAAAAAGAAUCGAGCGUGUUGUAUCGAAUGUCGAGAGAAAGAAAUUCGACUGGAACUUGAUCUUGCUUCUCAUCAGUAUGCUAAUCUCGAAUCACUCAAACAACCUCAAGACCCGUAUGUGUUCCUCAUGACAACAAUGCUCGGAAAUCUACAGAAAGACGACGGUGGUCGAAAAGUAGCAAAAGUUCAACAGAAAAUCGAGAAAGUGUUGCGACUGAAGCCACGUGAGCCAUUUAAUGUCGAAAACAAACUGACUUACGAUCGACAAAUUUCAACAUUUGCGUCUGAUGUAACAAUUCGUCUUCGAGCAGUCAAUGAAGUGGCACCUGAAACAUAUCGUGAUAUCUCGGCCAGAUUCUGCGAAGCACUUCAUCAUGGAACUCCGAAUUCAAAAAGUCUGAAAAGCAUCGUGAAAGGCGUUAAGAAUCUACUCAACUUCUAA
Caenorhabditis remanei is the source of this 885-nucleotide messenger RNA. RefSeq lists its product as uncharacterized. The record is from RefSeq and is a predicted model, not a curated record. NCBI's taxonomy places the organism in Eukaryota, Metazoa, Nematoda, Chromadorea, Rhabditida, Rhabditidae. Bases 1 to 885 code for a protein of 294 amino acids. The transcript has 4 exons.